This is a messenger RNA of Parnassius mnemosyne (clouded apollo), 525 nucleotides long. The record is from the annotation of a GenBank genome assembly. NCBI's taxonomy places the organism in Eukaryota, Metazoa, Arthropoda, Insecta, Lepidoptera, Papilionidae.
AUGCAGGAAGAUGAACUUAUGACUAUGGUAAACGAAUUUCGAGACUGUUUUGCGUUAAACUUGCAUGAACUAGGGAUGACGGACAUAACUGAAAUGCACAUACAAUUACAUGACGAUACACCAGUAUCAUAUAAACCCUACAGAUUACCUUAUAGUGAAAGAUUAGUUGUACGCGACAUAGUAAACGAAUUAUUAGACGCCAAAAUAAUCCGUGAUUCCAACUCAUCCUAUGCCAGCCCGAUAGUACUUGUUAAGAAAAAAAAUGGAGAACACCGUUUGUGCGUCGACUAUCGAGCGCUCAAUAAGAAGACCAUAAAAGACUCAUAUCCAAUGCCAGUUAUUGACGAUCAAUUAGACCGUCUUAGCGGUAAAGUGUAUUUUACAAGUCUCGAUCUUAAGUCGGGGUACUACCAAAUACCGAUGGCCGAGGGGUCUAGACACUUAACGGCAUUUGUAACUCCAGACGGGCAUUACGAAUAUACACGUAUACCGUUUGGUCUCGUCAAUGCACCUGCCGUAUUUUAA